GGUCCCGUCCGCGGCGCUCCAAGGGCAGGAGGCGAUGGCGGCGGCGGCGGUGGCGCGGAGCGGCCUGCGCGGGGUCCUGCUGGCCCAGCAGCAGCGGUGGAGCUCGGGGUCGGGAGCUGACCAGCUGGGCGAGCUGGGCAAAGGCGCCGGGAAGGGCGGCGGCGGCGGCGGCACCAUCCGUGAGGCCGGGGGAGCCUUCGGGAAGAAGCAGGCGGCCGAGGAGGAGCGGUACUUCAGGGACAAGGAGAGGGAGCAGCUCGCUGCCUUACGGAAACACCACGAGGAAGAGAUUGAUCACCACCAGAAAGAGAUAGAGCGUCUCCAGAAAGAAAUUGAGCGUCAUAAGCAUAAGAUCAAGAAGCUUAAAGAUGAUAAUUAAGCUGAUCUUGUUGUUGAAUGUGCAUGGCCAUACCUGUUGUGGUGAAAAGCUGCACUGAAGACUUUAUGCUUUGGCCAACAAAAUCUAAAUUUGCACAAUUAUACUGUGUUCUGCAACAUUAAAAUAAACUACAUCUGUCUUCUGCUCAGUAGCUGUUUAAUGAAAACAAAAAUCCACUGCCUGGUUUUAAACAUCUUUGUUCUUCCAAAAGUAAGGAUAUACUCUUGAGUAGGCAGUUCUGUACUCCACUGUUUUCUUUACAUUGAUUUGAAAGAAAUUAUCAUUUGUACUUUGUGUGGUAACUUUACAGUUAAAACUGCAAGAAAAGCUGGGGAAAAAAGUGGAAUCUGUUCAUACAGAAAUAACUUUGUCUCAAAACUGUGGUGUAGGGAGGAGAUGGCUUUCUACUGACCUAGCAGAUUAUCUAAAAA
Messenger RNA from Calypte anna (Anna's hummingbird), 810 nucleotides. It is a transcript of the gene ATP5IF1, whose product is annotated as ATP synthase inhibitory factor subunit 1. The record is from RefSeq and is a predicted model, not a curated record. Gene Ontology annotation, biological process: negative regulation of ATP-dependent activity. The transcript is spliced from 3 exons. Gene Ontology annotation, cellular component: mitochondrion. The coding region runs from base 35 to 379 and encodes 114 amino acids. Lineage: Eukaryota; Metazoa; Chordata; Aves; Apodiformes; Trochilidae. Gene Ontology annotation, molecular function: ATPase inhibitor activity.